Molecule: messenger RNA, 2986 nt
Organism: Paramormyrops kingsleyae
Lineage: Eukaryota; Metazoa; Chordata; Actinopteri; Osteoglossiformes; Mormyridae
Gene: nostrin
Product: nitric oxide synthase trafficking
Biological process (GO): signal transduction
Cellular component (GO): cytoplasm; plasma membrane
Molecular function (GO): protein binding
Source: RefSeq, a predicted model, not a curated record
GUCCUCUUGUGUUAUUUCACUGUAGAGAGCAUAGUGGAGGGUUAGGGGACAAAUGAGCAGCUUUUAUACCCAGAUGGAAAGUGCCAGUGGAGUAACAGGGCUAUAUGCAUGUAAAUAACUUCCGCAUGCAUGACUGGAAGGGUGGUCAAAGUUUCAAAGUGCAGAGUCAAUAAAACGGCCCAGACGGAAGCAAGAUGAAGGACCCACUCAACGGAUGCACAUACAACCUGCUGUACCAAGACCUUAAGAAGUUUUCAAAAAAUGGAGAGUAUUUCUGCAAGGAACUUAUGUCAGUCUUCCAGCAAAGGUAUUCACAUUGGAUUGCUGUUAUUUAUUUAUUUAGCAGGCUGAUAAACAGGUACUGUUUAUAAAUUAUGAUGUGCUCAGUGAUAUUGUGAGAGAAUUCUGUGUAGCAAAGACACUGAAAAAAACCCACAGCGCACUGGGGAUCUGAGCCUUUGAGUUACUCUUUAAUAAACCCAGUUACUUUUCCACUUGUUCUUCCUGCAGGACUGAAACAUGUUUUUCCAGACUCUAGUCUUCUUACCAACCCAACAGAGCCUCCUGCCACAACGCUUAGUGCAGCAACAAAGCUUUGAAUUACUGGAUUUCAAAGGGUAUAAAAGGAGAGCAAACCUGAGAGAUUAGACAAAUGGGCUUUUGUUUGCAUUAACAGAAUUUUUCAGCAAGGUGGUUUGAUAAGGUUACUGGUCAUGAAAGUGAUUACAAUGCGCCAUUUCCUAUGGACUGUAGCGGAAUUGUGUGGUGGAGAAAAUUAGACCUUUCCUUAUCCUUUUUGUCCUGCUUCAGAAUUAGGAAACAAGCCAGGACUUAUGCCAAACGGAGAAAAUGAUUAACUUUCAAAAUCCUCAGCUGCCAAAUAAAAUUGAAUUGUAUUAAAUCCGUACAGCUAGGCCACCUGAAGUGUAUGUUUUGUUAGCUGUUAAUAAAAUUGCGUCGUGGACCUUGAUCUGAAUCUCGUUACAAGUCGUAUCUCAGACAUGUGAUGAUCAUGAUCUCGAAUUGCAGGGCUGAGCUAGAAAUCAGUUACGCCAAAGGUCUGCAGAAGCUGGCGGGCAAACUCAUCAAAGCAUCCAGAGGAAUGAUCAGGAAGUGAGUGCAUUCGAUGUCGCAUGGCUCCGCCUGCUCAUUGACCUCUCUAGGCUACGUAGGAAUGUUCUUAAAUGUACUUAGUGGACAUCUGAGCGGUAAAACAAAUGGAAACAAGUGGACAAAUGCUCCACUUACAAUGCCUGGGCACACAUCUCAGAUGAAAUGUGUUCCACAGCGGACAUUCACAGAACACUGGGAAACGCUUUUCAACAAGAAGCCAUUCUGGAAAUCCGUCAAGUUCUAGAUGAACAUAACAAGAGGAGGCGGCCGCUAGACAAUGCUGUUGAAAAGACAGGGAAGCUUGUGGUUACAAAUUGGAAUGAACAAUUAAAGAGCAAGAAGAAACUAAUUGGUUUAACAAGAGAGCAUGAAGCCCUUUUCAGUUUUGUGGAGAACAACAAACAAAUAUGUACAGAGAAAGAAAAACAGAAGAUGCUGAACCGUCUGACAAAGUCUGCAGAACUGCAAGUAAAGGCAGAUGAAGAAUACUUCAACACCAACCUGGCAGGCCUUCAGUUCAGGCUCAAAUGGGAAACCACACUGAAGAACUGCUACCAGGUCGUUCAGGAGAUGGAGAAACAGCGCAUAGAAAUACUCUGUAAUAUACUGAACAAGUACAACUUGCACAUGUCCAGCUUUGGACAGACCCUCAUCCAUUGUCAGAAGCAGAUAGACCAAGCAGUAAGGAGAGUGAACGCUGAAACGGACAUAGAGAUGCUGGUUGAGCAGACAAGUACUACUUCAGAAGAUAACAAGACUGAGUUCCUGCUCCCUGACUAUUUUGAAGAGGACGGCAAAACCAUAAUGGGGAAAGAGAGACGAAGGGAGGGCAUGAAAACAAAACUGCAGCGGCUUCAGGAGAGUAUCACAAAAGCAAAGAAGGACCAGGAGGGUUUGGAGAAGUUGGUGAAAACCUACCUGGAAAAUCCCUCCUUCUCAAACAAAAAGAAUCUGGAAGAGACAGAGCAGCUACUGGAUGAGGCCACACUGAAGCUGGAUCUCCUUGAAGCUACAUACUGGAAACUCACCUGCAGCGUGGCUGACUUAGAAGGGAGGUCAAAGCCUUCACAUCGGUUCACCAACAGCAUCGCCAAAUGGAAAGAUAAGGACGCCGAGCACAGCAUAGUGCAGCUGACACGUCCCAUUAAGAUAAAGAGGUCUCCGUACAGGGCGAGGGUGUCCAUGCUGCUGGCUCCCAGCUGGAACACUUUAACUGCAGAGACUUGCUCUAGUGAUAUGGACUCUGCUGCCUCUACUGAGAGUUUAGAGAGACAGCAAAAUGGACACAGCUCUGGGUUUACUGACGAACCAGGUGCAGAGCUUGCCAGCAUUGGCAAAUGCAAAGCUCUAUAUAACUUCACAUCAGACAGAGACGACGAGUUAGAGCUAAAAGAAGGUGACCUCUUAGACAUCUUAGAAAAGGACCAGAGCGGUUGGUGGUAUGGGGUGUUGAAUAACCAAAGAGGUCACUUUCCAUCAACUUACGUGGAGGAGCUUCCAACCAUUGACAUCACAAAAUCUUCUGAUGUGUGAAAUUCUUCGGGCCCUCAAAUUCCAUAGACAAACAUUUUACAGGUGCUUCCAGUUUUCGUUAAAAGCAAAUUAGCAUGAAUCUGCUUAACCACAUUCCGUAAUUGCCAUUUUGUAUAUAAACAAGCAACGAAACUUAAUAAAGCUGAAACUGUAUGUGACCUGUUGCAGACCUCAAAACAUGACUGCUGCAUUGUUACAGGAGAAUUCAACUAUUGAGUAAAUUUGUGCACAUUUUGCAAAUUCAGGAUCCUUUGUACAUAUAUUGUUUUUGAAGUGUGAUUGAUAUAAAUCUGUCAUAUUAAAUUGUGACUGAACACAAAUCAGAGGUGACAAACACUAA